Messenger RNA from Drosophila rhopaloa, 698 nucleotides. RefSeq names its product glutamic acid-rich protein (gene ND-MWFE). NCBI's taxonomy places the organism in Eukaryota, Metazoa, Arthropoda, Insecta, Diptera, Drosophilidae. The transcript has 3 exons. Bases 114 to 479 code for a protein of 121 amino acids. The record is from RefSeq and is a predicted model, not a curated record.
CCCUGUUUAGUAUAUUUUUUAGGGCUCCGCUGUAUAUUCUAACGGUCUAGGGGCGGUCACACCUGGUGUCAUAUUGUGAAAAAUAUCAUAACAAAAACCAAUUCCCCGACAAUAUGUGGUUCGAAAUCCUACCUGGCGCCGUGAUCAUCACCACGCUCCUGUCGGUACCCAUAUACGCCAUGUACGGCCUGCAGAAGCUGACGAUCGGCAAUGCUUUCCGGCGCAACAUGGACGACCGUUUCGGGCGAGUAAUGUACCAGCGCGAUUUCCGACUGACCGACAAUCCCUACAAGAUGAACGGACUUGAGCAAAUUCCUGAUGAAGAAGAGGAAAAGGAACAAAUUGAGGAACCUGAAGAUCCCGCACUCUUAAAGAAAAGGGAAAAAGAGCGCAAGCAAAAGGAAAAACAAAGGAAGGAGGAGGAAAAGCUCCGGGAGAAACAGCUGAAGGAAGAGGAAAAGCAGAAGAAAAUGCAGUAAAAAUAUACAAAUAAACAUUUCGGCUGUGAAGUUCCCCGUCAGAAUAAAGGACUUUCGACCUUUGCCGCGCAUUUAACAACCCUGUUCUCGUGACAGGAAACCACCCCUAAGGGAGAACUACGGGUGGCGAAACAUCCCGUCGUCAACAUUUUGUGGUAUUCGGUGAAAAGGCGUCGUCGAGCAGUGAGCGCGCAAAUAAACAAAUAUUUUACCGGAUAA